Messenger RNA from Brachypodium distachyon (stiff brome), 1071 nucleotides. RefSeq names its product BTB/POZ and MATH domain-containing protein 2. Lineage: Eukaryota; Viridiplantae; Streptophyta; Magnoliopsida; Poales; Poaceae. Gene Ontology annotation, molecular function: protein binding. Bases 1 to 1071 code for a protein of 356 amino acids. The transcript has a single exon. Gene Ontology annotation, biological process: protein ubiquitination. The record is from RefSeq and is a predicted model, not a curated record.
AUGUCCGCCUCUUGCCCGUCGUCUUCCGUCCACAGUGCGUCGCCGCUAUCCGCGUCGGCCAUCGUCGCCCAUGCCGAUUCCGGGUCGCACAUCCUCAAGAUCGACGGCAACUCCCGCACCAAGGGCCUUGGUAAUGGUAAAUUUAUCAAAUUCGGAAAGUUUGACGAGGGAGGCCACCGCUGGUGUGUGAUGUACUAUCCUGAUGGCAACGUCUCAGACACCACCGAUUGUAUAUCCAUCUAUCUACGUCUCGAACACGGCGAUGAUGCCAAUGAAGUCAAGGCACAGUACAGGCUCAGUUUACUUGGCCAAGACAUGCAACCAGUGCCGGCGUACAGCUUCCAGAGCAACCAGAUCCGCACCUUCUCCAGCAAAGAUCGAUCAUGGGGAUACACUAAAUUCAUCAAGUGGAAGGACUUAGAGGAAUCCCUCCACCUCAGGGAUGACGUUUUCAGCAUCCGGUGCGAUGUCACCAUGCCAAAGGAGAUCAUCACCGAGCCCACAGCGCCGGCCAUUGCGGUGCCACUAUCUGACAUCACAAAACAUCUUGGCCAGGUCCUAUUGUCCGGUGAUGCUGCCGAUGUUACUUUUGAUGUCGGCAGAGAGACAUUCGCCGCACACCGGUGCAUACUCGCCGCUCGGUCACCGGUCUUCAAGGAGGAGCUUCUCGGUUCGAUGAAGGAGAAGGAAGCAGAUUGUGUAAAGAUUGAGGACGUGGAAGCUAAAGUGUUCAAGGCUCUUCUACACUUCAGCUACACCGACUCGCUGCCUGAGAUGGACAAGGAUGAAACGGCAGCAGUGGCUCAACAUUUGCUUGUAGCAGCAGACAAGUACAACAUGGACAGGCUGAAACUGAUUUGUGAGGACAAGCUGUGUAGCCGCAUCUGCAGCAGCACGGUCGGGACAACGUUGGCGUUAGCUGAGCAGCAUGGUUGUGGCGCACUCAAGGAGGCUUGUUUGAACUUCCUCGUUGCUCCGGGAAACCUAAAGGCGGCCAGGGCAUGUCAGGGCUUUGAUCACCUGACGCGAAGUUGCCCUUGUGUUCUUGAGGAGCUGGCCGCCACUCCUUGA